GUCACAUUAUGUAUCUGUAUCUCGAGGAACACUUCUUCGUCUUCACCUUUCUUGUACUCCUUGGAUACUUCUGCCUAUGUCUUGUACUAUUCUGCAUGGUCGGUUACACAUCGACAAUACGAACGCAGGAUGAUAUCGAUGUGUACCGAAUGGUCAUUGUGCGAGCGCGAUCCCUCGCUGUGAUGGUUGUAACUCACGGGAUUCCACUACCACUGCUAUAUCUAUUUCAGGUCUUCGUCUCGAAGCUGGUCCAAGGUGCUCUAGGUCUCGUUCUCUAUUCUCAAUUAGCCUCAAAUUCAGAAUGUUGUCAUGGUACUCAUCCCUGAAAUGCGGCGUGAUCAUCCAGUGAGACUUAUGGUUUCUCGACGACGAAGCAUGGUCGGCGCGACAAAGGCAGCUUUCGUUCUCGCGACGCUUGCACCUAGCGCUCUUGCGGCUACCUAUUCACUCUCAGAUAAUCAUGUUGGAACAAACUUCUUGUCUACUUUCACGCACCAAGCCAUCGCUGAUCCUACUCGUGGACGAGUGAACUAUGUAGAUCAAGCUACUGCGCUUGCUCAAAAUCUCACCUUUGCUUCCGGGAACACGCUCAUUCUUCGCGCCGACUCUAAGACCACCCUGAGUUCUUCUGGUCCUAGUCGAAACAGUGUCCGCAUCAGAUCCGUUAAGACUUACACAACCCAUGUCUCUGUCUUCGAUAUUCGUCAUAUGCCUCAAGGAUGCGGCACAUGGCCUGCUGCUUGGGAAACAGACGAAGCUUCUUGGCCAAAUGGUGGGGAGGUCGACAUCGUAGGUGUCAACGACCAAACGCCGAAUGCCAUGACUCUCCACACUGGCGCCAACUGCAAUAUGCCUGCCAGUCGCACUCAGACAGGUACUGCAACGCUAAACAAUUGCGACGUCAAUGCCAAUGGAAACAGCGGUUGUGGUGUUCAGGCACCCACACCAGAUAGCUACGGUCCUGCUUUCAACAACGCUGGUGGGGGUUUUUAUGCCAUGGAGAGGACCAGUACUUUCAUCAAAGUCUGGUUCUGGGGCCGCAAUGCUGGCAACGUCCCUGCUGAAGUUCGAAGUGGUGGCAACUCGAUAAAUACUGAUACAUGGGGCACCCCCACCGCCUUUUUCCCAAACACACAAUGUGACAUCGCCUCACACUUUGAUGCUCACAACAUUAUAAUCAACCUUACGUUCUGCGGUGACUGGGCUGGUCAGGCGGGUAUUUUUAACGGUGCCGGUUGUCCCGGUGCCUGCACUGACUAUGUGAAUAACAAUCCUAGUGCAUUCACAGACGCAUUCUGGGAUAUUGCCGCUCUUCGCGUCUACACCUAAUCUUAAGUCUAUUUGUAGAACUGCUGUAUUUUUAUUGGACCAUUGUAUCUAUUAAUGGCUUGUCUCUGAAUGCCACCUGUACACAAUUCACAACAAACUGCUGAAUCCAAG
Somion occarium is the source of this 1440-nucleotide messenger RNA. The record is from the annotation of a GenBank genome assembly. NCBI's taxonomy places the organism in Eukaryota, Fungi, Basidiomycota, Agaricomycetes, Polyporales, Cerrenaceae.